Molecule: messenger RNA, 1218 nt
Organism: Pestalotiopsis fici W106-1
Lineage: Eukaryota; Fungi; Ascomycota; Sordariomycetes; Amphisphaeriales; Sporocadaceae
Product: Protein transport protein sec-13
Exons: 4
Coding region: 1-1218 (405 amino acids)
Biological process (GO): positive regulation of TOR signaling; COPII-coated vesicle budding; protein import into nucleus
Cellular component (GO): COPII vesicle coat; nuclear pore outer ring
Molecular function (GO): structural molecule activity; protein binding
Source: RefSeq, a predicted model, not a curated record
AUGGCGCAAGUCAUAUCGAAUUCUGGUCAUGAUGACAUGAUUCAUGAUGCCGUCCUCGACUACUACGGACGCCGCCUUGCAACCUGCUCCUCCGACAAGACCAUCAAGAUCUUCGAGAUUGAGAACGAAACCCAACGAUUGACGGAUACACUCAAGGGUCACGAGGGCGCCGUCUGGUGCGUCUCCUGGGCUCACCCCAAGUAUGGCGCCAUUCUCGCCUCUGCCGGCUACGAUGGCAAGGUCUUUAUCUGGAAGGAGCAGGGAACCCAGUGGCAGAGAAUCUUUGACUUUGCACUACACAAGGCCUCGGUCAACAUGGUCUCAUGGGCCCCGCAGGAGGCAGGCUGCCUGCUCGCAUGCGCCUCAUCCGACGGCCACGUCUCUGUUCUCGAGUUCAAGGACAAUGCCUUCCAGCACCAGACGUUCCCCGCCCACGGCCUCGGUGUCAACUCUGUCUCCUGGGCCCCUGCCACCACUCCCGGCAGCAUCGUCUCCUCUGCCCCUCCCAGCCAGGGCGCUCUCAGCCAACGUCGCUUCGUGACUGGAGGCUGUGAUAAUGUUUUGAAGAUCUGGUCCUACGACCCCGCCACCCAGAGUUACAAGGAGGAGGGCGAGCCCCUGACGGGCCACACAGACUGGAUUAGAGAUGUCGCAUGGAGCCCUACCGUUCUCCAGAAGAGCUACAUUGCAUCCGGCUCGCAGGAUAAGACCGUACGAAUCUGGACGAGCGACAGCGCAAGCCAGGGUCAAUGGUCUAGCAAGGUCCUCAACUUUGAUGCCGUAGUCUGGCGCGUCAGCUGGAGUCUCAGUGGCAAUGUCCUUGCCGUCAGCGGUGGCGAUAACAAAGUCUCCCUGUGGAAGGAGAACCUGCGUGGCGACUACCUGGAUCUCAUAGGUGGACUCGCGCAACUGGUUCAAGACACUGAUCCGACUGACACGGAUGCGACUUACUGGGCUGACCAGCUCGACUUCAUAUUAGCACCUGAUUCUGGUCUGAUAGAGAAAGUGCAACGAGAAGAGCAGCCAUUGGUUCAAACAAAGGAGGAGACGGUGGAGCAGAUAUCGGAACAGUCAGACGAGGAGCUUGAGGAACAGUUAUCGGACCCUUCAGAGGAUGAGCUUGAGGAGCAGCCAUUGGACCCAGCCGAGCGCAAGGCUGUGCUGCGUGGAAUUUUGACGAGGUGGUUAAUUUCUCUCCUCUCGUCGCGUACCACUUAG